Osmia lignaria (orchard mason bee) is the source of this 1044-nucleotide messenger RNA. Its product is annotated as homologous-pairing protein 2 homolog. The record is from RefSeq and is a predicted model, not a curated record. Lineage: Eukaryota; Metazoa; Arthropoda; Insecta; Hymenoptera; Megachilidae. Gene Ontology annotation, molecular function: double-stranded DNA binding; recombinase activator activity. Gene Ontology annotation, biological process: meiotic strand invasion involved in reciprocal meiotic recombination; meiotic joint molecule formation; homologous chromosome pairing at meiosis. Gene Ontology annotation, cellular component: condensed nuclear chromosome; DNA recombinase auxiliary factor complex.
UUCAUUGUUUUAAUGGUUUUAAAAAUAUUUGCUCGAACUUCGCGGACGUUUAACAUUUGGCAGAUCACGUGAUUUAAUAUAUGAACUCAUACACUUGUUGCAUGUUGAUCGCGCGAUUUCAAAUAUUUUCAUAAAAGUAUCAGGAAAACAAAGAUUGUAACCAAAGUUUAACCUAAACACUGGUAGGAAUUGUAGAUAAUUACAUAAUAUAUACAAUGGUAUAUGUUUAAAAGGUAUAUCAUAAAAAUUAUGAUUACAAUAAUAUAUGCAAUUCGUGUUAUGUCACUAAGUUAUCAUUGUAGUGUUUAAUAUAAUAUAUGUUAAACAACUGAUAUAAAUAUUUAUCUGGUUAUUUUGUAUGAAGAAAAAGGAGGUAAAAGAAUUAACAGUAACCAUGGCAGAUACGGUAUAUAAGUAUAUGAAAGUACAAAACAGACCUUAUAGUAUUAAUGAACUAGUAUCUAAUCUGCAUAACGAAUAUGGAAAAUCAGCUGUACAAAAAGCCAUAGACAAAUUGGUAAAUGAGGGAAAGGUAUUUGAAAAAGUAUAUGGGAAGCAAAAGGUUUAUUGUCCAGUCCAAGAUUCAAGCCACGAUGUGGAAGAACUGAUGAGGAUAGAUAAAGAAUUACAAGUACAUGCUAAUGAAGUGGAAACUAAAUAUCAGGAACUGGAUAAAGAAAUUAAAGUACAAGAAGCUUUACUGGUAUCAAUGAAGUCUAGUAUUACAAUUGCAGAAGCAAAGAAACAGAAAGCUGUGCUUGAAGAAAAUAUAAAGAUGUUAACCAAUAAGUUGGAUGAACUGAUGGAAGCAAGCGGUACCGAAGAUUUAACUGAAAGUAAAAGGAAAGGAGAAAAAGCGUUAGAUGAAUAUUCACGUGAAUAUGCGAAACGAAAACGUUUAUGUACGGAAAUUAUAGAUUGUAUCUUGGAAAAUUAUCCUGGUACUAAAGCUGAGUUAUACGAGGAAAUAGGGAUUGAACCAAAAAUUGUUUAAUAACAUCAGUAUUGCUAUUUAUAAGUGUAAUAUAAUGUAUAUAUAAAAUA